AUGUCUCAACAUGAUUUUGAUGAUUUAAUACUUUUGGAAGCGACUCCAGAACAAGCCAUCAUAACCAACAAAAAUUCUUACAUAGAAUGGGGUCAUCCUCAAAUAACUUUGGAACAAUACCUUGAGCGCGAGAAGCUCCUUGCAAAUCUGGAAUUCACGGGUUCAAAUUUCAAUGUUUGGGUUCUUGUGUCAAGAAAGGAACAACAAGAACUUCAGGGAAAAGGGAGCACGCCCGUAAACAAUAAAUUGACCAUCCUUUCGGCGUGUGAAUCUUUUAAAAGAAAAGCGCUGAUUGUGGAUAAACCAGGAGAAGUUAUAGAAAGAAUAUGCUAUGGUAUAGCAUCAGUAUUUACACCACCACAUCUGAGAAACAGGGGUUAUGCUUCGUCAAUGCUAAAAUUGCUAACCGACGUUUUGGUAAAAGAAUUUAAAGCGGAUUUUUCGUUUCUUUUUAGUGAUAUCGGACCGAAUUUUUAUCAAAAAAUUGGCUGGAAUGUUUUUGAUCAUAAGGAGAUUGUAUUUAAUACAGAUCGUAAUGAUAUUAUAGAAGAAUCAGGAGAUUCAGAAUGGAGAAAGGGUAUAUCCGUCAAUCUAAUUGGUGAAAGUGAUUUAGAACGGAUAACCCGGUAUGACUGUGAACUUGUUCGUCAAGAACUUUCAAAAGUGGACUUCAGAGCUUUAGUAGUAUUUCCAGAAAAACCUUCUUACGCGUGGAUGUUUGAAAGAAGUAAAUUUUAUGCAAGGGUUAUUAUAAAUGCCGAAAUUACAAUCUUCGGCGCAGAGGUAAUUAGAACGAUUGAUGAAAAUUGCGAAUCUGGAAGUAGUGUUAGGAGGGAACAAUCGGUUGGGUUUAUUAUUUGGUAUCAUGAUUUUAAAGAACAAAAACUAGUUGCCCUUAGGUUAAGAAGCUCUAACCAGCAAACCACAAAAUUAUUAAUCGAACAAGCCAGACGAGAAGCACGUAGAUAUAACCUGAAACAGGUUAUUUUCUGGAACCCGGAUAUGACAUUAUUCUCUGGGGAAGAUGGAGAAUUGGUGGAGCGAAAAGAUUCCUUGCCUAGUUUAGCAUGGUAUAGAGAUCAGGAUUUUAAAUUGAGGUGGUUAUUGUUAGAGAAAACUCUUAGGAUUUUGCGUCCUCACAAAUUUUGGGCUCGUCAAUAUACCACAGUUACGAAUCGUGUUUCUUGCGACGAAAAGGAACCUUCAUUUUUGGACUCUGCGGCAAAGCUUAGUAAUGUAUCGCCGAAAACCUUAGCCCAUCUCAAAGCUCCUGAUUGUACGCUCGAAGUCACCUUUCCAAUUGAGGUUGGUGAAGAUAGAGUUGAAGUUCUUACGGGUUAUAGGGUUCAUCAUUCUCGUCAUUUGCUACCGGUAAAAGGUGGAAUCCGAUUUUCGCCUGAGGUUGAAGAGCAAGAAGUGGCAGCAUUAGCCGCUCUCAUGACUUACAAGUGUGCUGUUGUAGAUGUUCCGUUUGGUGGUGCGAAAGGUGGUAUUGCUUUGGACCCUACUAAAUUCACCGAAAAUCAGCUGGAAAGAAUCACACGACGUUACACCAUGGAAUUAUGUCAAAGGGCAUUUAUUGGUCCUGGAGUUGACGUGCCUGCACCCGAUGUAGGAACUGGUGCUCGCGAAAUGUCAUGGAUUAUGGACACCUAUAGACAAUUUCAUCCCAAUGAUGUAGACUCCAUCGGGUGUGUUACCGGUAAACCGAUAUAUCUGGGAGGUGUCAGAGGGAGGAACGAGGCCACCGGACUGGGCGUUUAUUAUGGUAUACGAGAGUUUCUUUCAUACCCAGAAGUUCAAAAAUCCACAGGGUUAAGAGGAAGUAUCAAAGACGUGAGCUUUAUUAUACAAGGAUUUGGUAAAGUGGGUUACUGGGCCGCAAAAUUUUUUGCCGAUAAUGGUGCCCGGGUGAUUGGGAUCGGUGAAAAAGAUUGUGGCGUAUAUAAUGUUAAUGGAUUAAAAAUAGACGAGUUGUUCGAUUAUUAUAAGAACAAUGGUUCAUUCCGAGGUUUUCCAAAUGCCGAAAUUAUAGAAGAUCCGUUAAAGAUUCUCGAAUUGGAAUGCGACGUUCUGAUUCCGGCUGCGCUUGAACGUCAAAUCGGACUUAAAAAUGUCAAUCAAAUUAAAGCCAAAGUUAUUGGCGAGGCCGCCAAUGGUCCUGUGACCCCAGGAGCUGAUGAAAUUUUGCUAAGCAAAGGGAUUUGUAUUAUACCAGACUUGUUAUUAAACGCCGGGGGCGUUACAGUUUCAUACUUUGAAUGGUUAAAAAAUUUGUCGCACAUGAGAUUUGGAAGAAUGACCAAAAAAUGGGAUGAACUUGGUAAAACGAAACUAGUGGAAUUAAUAGAAACCAUAAUUGGGCAAAAAGUAUCAGAUAAAGAAAGAAGGCAGAUUGUGCUUGGAGCGGAAGAAACAGAUUUGGUAUAUUCAGGAUUAGAAGACACCAUGAUCGGCGCGUGUCAAGAGACCAGAAUUACCGCUCUCAGAAAAGGCACGGAUUAUCGAACUGCGGCAUUCGUUAACGCCAUAGAAAAAAUUGCCACGGCCUAUGAAGGAUCAGGAAUGAUGUUGAUGAACUAG
This is a messenger RNA of Acaulospora morrowiae, 2583 nucleotides long. NCBI's taxonomy places the organism in Eukaryota, Fungi, Glomeromycota, Glomeromycetes, Diversisporales, Acaulosporaceae. The record is from the annotation of a GenBank genome assembly.